Hibiscus syriacus is the source of this 1558-nucleotide messenger RNA. RefSeq names its product cytochrome P450 94C1-like. Gene Ontology annotation, molecular function: heme binding; oxidoreductase activity, acting on paired donors, with incorporation or reduction of molecular oxygen; monooxygenase activity. The record is from RefSeq and is a predicted model, not a curated record. Lineage: Eukaryota; Viridiplantae; Streptophyta; Magnoliopsida; Malvales; Malvaceae.
UUGUUCUGAUGUCAACGGACUCAGAUUCUUCUUCCCUGUGGUUUUGCUACGUUUGCAGUGUUUUUUCCUUCAUGUUCUUCUCUUUCACCCUCUUGUUGUUGUUGAUCUUCGUUUUGAGAUUGAAGCCAUGGUGUAAAUGCGAAAUCUGCAAAGCUUUUCUCACUUCGAGUUGGACCAAAGAUUUCGAUAACCUCUGUGAUUGGUACACUCAUCUUCUUAAAAAAUCACCCACUGGAUCGAUCCAUAUCCAUGUCCUCGGCAACAUCGUCACCGCCGAUCCAGAAAACGUCGAACACAUUCUCAGAACCCGAUUCGAAAACUAUCCGAAAGGGAAACCUUUCUCGGCUCUUCUCGGUGAUCUGCUCGGCAAAGGUAUUUUCAACGUCGACGGCGAUUCGUGGAAGUUUCAAAGGAAAACAGCUAGCCUCGAGCUCGGCAGUGUAUCGAUUCGAAUGCAUGCGUUCGACAUCGUCGAAUCGGAGAUUCGGACCAGACUCAUCCCGCUUUUAUCAUCUUUCUCUGGUGAACAACGAGUCUUGGAUUUACAAGACGUGUUUAGAAGAUUUUCAUUCGAUAAUAUCUGCAAGUUUUGCUUGGGUUUCGAUCCCGGUUGCCUCGAGUUGUCGUUGCCGGUGUCGGAAUUCGCCGAGGCUUUCGAUACGGCGUCGAAACUGUCGGCACAAAGAGGGUUGGCGCCCUCGUCUUUGAUAUGGAAAGCCAAAAGGGUGUUGAAUUUGGGGUCUGAAAAGGAGCUUAAACAAGCUAUAAAAAUGGUGGAUGAAUUCGCUCAAUGUAUGAUCAAACAACGCCACGGAAUGGGAUUUUCGGACAAACAUGAUCUUCUCUCGAGAUUCAUGGGAACAAUCGAUGAUGACAAGUAUCUCAGGGACAUUGUCGUGAGUUUCCUAUUGGCUGGUCGUGACACGGUCGCAUCGGGGUUGACAAGUUUCUUCUGGUUGUUAUCUCGACACCCGAAAGUCGAGUCGACCAUUCGAGACGAGCUCGAAAGGGUCUUGUCGACGUCGUCGUCAUCGACCGACGAUGACCGACAAUCGGUAACUUUCGAUCAAAUGAGACAAAUGCAUUACUUACACGCCGCGUUAUGCGAAAGCUUGCGGCUGUUUCCUCCAGUCCAACUCGAUUCCAAGUUCGCUCAAAACGACGACGUUUUACCGGAUUAUACCUUUGUAAGGAAAGGCACUAGGGUGACCUACCAUCCAUACGCAAUGGGUCGGAUGGAAAGGGUUUGGGGCUCCGAUUGCCUUGAAUUCAUCCCAGAAAGGUGGCAAAACGGUAGAUAUAUCCCUGAAAGCCCAUACAAAUACCCGGUUUUCCAAGCCGGGUUGAGGGUUUGUUUAGGGAAGGAAAUGGCACUGGUAGAGAUGAAAUGUGUGGUUCUAGCCAUAAUCAGCCGGUUCAACAUCCGGGUCGCCAGCCCAUAUCGAGCGCCGAGGUUUGUCCCGGGUCUCACCGCCACCGUGAGAGGCGGCUUACCAGUUCUAGUCCAAGAAAGGGGAGCUUAAUUGUAUACAUGUACAGUUUAUUUGCAAAGGUGUAG